Eruca vesicaria subsp. sativa (arugula) is the source of this 2127-nucleotide messenger RNA. NCBI's taxonomy places the organism in Eukaryota, Viridiplantae, Streptophyta, Magnoliopsida, Brassicales, Brassicaceae. The record is from the annotation of a GenBank genome assembly.
AUGAAUACGGAUUUUAGCAAAUUGGAGUUGAAGCCAGAUCAUGUGAACAGACCUUUGUGGGCUUGUGGUGAUGGCAGGAUUUUCCUGGAAACUUUCUCUCCUCUAUACAAGCAGGCUUAUGACUUUCUUAUCGCCAUUGCUGAACCCGUCUGCAGGCCAGAGUCAAUGCACGAGUAUAAGUUAACACCACACUCUCUGUAUGCUGCUGUUUCCGUUGGUCUUGAGACAGAAACUAUAAUUUCUGUUUUGAAUAAGCUGUCUAAGACUAAGCUACCCAAUGAUAUGAUUGAUUUCAUCAAGGCUUCUACUGCCAACUACGGCAAAGUGCUGAAAAAGCUUGGCAAUGAUGGUGUUAUAAGCAAAGCUAGAUUUUAUUCUGAUCCAUAUGGUGGUGAUGGAUUCACGAUCGGCAAAACAAGUGGUGAACUUGAAGCAGGACCUGGGGAGCUGUUGAAUGCGGCAGAACUGGCAGCCGCAGCAGAAGAGAAAGAAACCCACUCAUUUGAGAUAGACCCUGCACAGGUGGAGAUUGUGAAGCAGCGUUGCUUGCCAAGCGAACUGAAUUACCCUAUGCUAGAGGAAUACGACUUCAGGAACGACAACGUUAAUCCUGAUCUUGACAUGGAACUGAAGCCCCAUGCGCAACCGAGGCCAUACCAGGAGAAAAGUUUGAGCAAAAUGUUUGGGAACGGACGGGCAAGAUCUGGGAUUAUAGUGUUGCCUUGUGGUGCUGGUAAAUCUCUAGUUGGUGUUUCAGCAGCAGCUCGUAUAAAAAAGAGUUGUCUUUGUUUGGCGACGAAUGCUGUCUCGGUGGAUCAGUGGGCCUUCCAGUUCAAGUUGUGGUCUACUACCAGAGAUGACCAAAUAUGCCGUUUCACUUCGGAUAGUAAAGAACGAUUCCGUGGAAAUGCUGGUGUUGUUGUUACAACCUAUAAUAUGAUUGCCUUUGCUGGUAAACGAUCUGAGGAAUCAGAGAAGAUCAUUGAAGAAAUGAGAAACAGGGAGUGGGGGUUGCUGCUCAUGGACGAGGUGCAUGUGGUUCCGGCCCAAAUGUUUAGGAAAGUUAUCAGCAUCACAAAAUCCCACUGCAAGCUAGGACUUACAGCCACUCUUGUGAGAGAAGACGAAAAGAUUACAGAUUUGAACUUCCUCAUUGGCCCGAAACUAUAUGAAGCCAAUUGGCUAGAUUUAGUUAAACGAGGCUUCAUUGCAAAUGUUCAGUGUGCUGAAGUAUGGUGUCCUAUGACCAAAGAGUUCUUUGCAGAAUAUUUGAAGAAAGAGAACUCCAAGAAAAAGCAGGCACUUUAUGUCAUGAACCCUAACAAGUUCAGAGCCUGUGAGUUUCUUAUACGUUUCCAUGAACAACAACGUGGGGAUAAAAUCAUUGUCUUCGCAGACAAUCUUUUUGCACUUACAGAGUAUGCUAUGAAACUCAGGAAACCGAUGAUUUAUGGUGCAACCAGCCAUAUCGAACGAACCAAAAUUCUAGAGGCGUUUAAGACCAGUAAACACGUGAACACAGUCUUCUUGUCAAAGGUUGGUGAUAACUCCAUAGAUAUUCCUGAAGCUAAUGUGAUUAUCCAGAUUUCGUCACAUGCUGGUUCUAGACGUCAAGAGGCUCAGCGUUUGGGUCGUAUUCUUAGGGCCAAGGGUAAAAUUGAAGAUAGAAGGGCUGGUGGAAAAGAAGAGUACAAUGCAUUCUUCUACUCACUUGUUUCUACAGAUACGCAGGAAAUGUAUUAUUCAACGAAAAGACAGCAGUUCUUGAUCGACCAAGGUUAUAGCUUUAAAGUUAUAACAAGCCUUCCACCACCUGAUUCUGGUUCAAGCUUAAGCUACCACAGUCAAGAAGAACAGUUAUCCCUUCUCGCAAAGGUGUUGAACGCUGGAGACGAUUUGGUUGGUUUAGAGCAAUUGGAAGAAGACAUAGACGGAAAGGCCUUGCAAGCGGCGAGACGAAGCAAGGGAGUGAUGAGUGUAAUGUCAGGUGUAAAAGGAUUUGUGUACCAGGAACUCAACUCGGGCCGUCAAAAAUCUUCUUCUCAACAAUUCAAAAAACCUAAAGACCCUACAAAACGAAACCACCUCUUCAAGACAAGUUACGCUUCAAGUAAAACACGCACGUAA